Molecule: messenger RNA, 1797 nt
Organism: Boleophthalmus pectinirostris (great blue-spotted mudskipper)
Lineage: Eukaryota; Metazoa; Chordata; Actinopteri; Gobiiformes; Gobiidae
Product: protein LSM14 homolog B-B-like
Exons: 8
Coding region: 322-1422 (366 amino acids)
Molecular function (GO): mRNA binding
Source: RefSeq, a predicted model, not a curated record
CACUAAGCAUCUUUUAAAAAAUGUAAGAAAGCAUUCUAUUUAGUAUAUUUAUUUUUUUGAAACUCACUCACGCACACAUUACUUUCAUAUUAGGUAAUGUGGCGAAGUGUCUUGCAAAAGGACACAAUACUUUUCACUAACCGAAAGUGCGCAGUCUGUUGCCAUGGUUAUAUGGCGCAGCUGAGUCUGAUUACCUCUGUCUGUGAUAAAUCGCGCAGGUGUGCGUUAAUUGCGCACCUUGCUGCUCACUUUUGCGGAUGUCUUGGUGUUCCUAGAUUAGCAUCUUUGUAGCAGUUAACCUGUUUCUUUAUCAGAGUAGCCAUGAGUGGCGGAGGAACCCCGUACAUUGGCAGCAAAAUAAGUUUAAUAUCUAAGGCACAAAUCCGUUAUGAGGGCAUACUGUCCUCGGUGGACACGGACAGGUCCACGGUUGCGUUAGCCAAAGUAAAAUCGUACGGAACAGAAGAUCGACACACUGACAGACCAGUGCCCCCCAAAGAUGAGGUGUAUGAAUUUAUAAUCUUCAGAGGAAGCGAUAUCAAAGAUAUCACAGUCUCUGAACCUCCCAAACAGCACCAUGGACUGCCACGUGAUCCUGCAAUUGUACAGUCAUCCCUCGGGAGCUCUUCUGGGUACCACCCUCGCUGGAGCCCAUAUAGGGACAUGAUGCCCAGCUACAAUCAGCUUGCUGCUAGCACCUUACUGAACCAACAGUACAAUGCAGCUCUGGGACUAGGUCUUCAUGGCUUUCCGGCCAGAAGAGCGCCCAUGGUUGAACAGGCUGUGCAGACAGUUCCUCUGGCCCCUGCAGGUCAGAAGAAAGGGAAGACCCCAGCACAACCACAGAGCAGACAGCCUGUCCGCCCCAGCCAGCGCGCCAACCAGGACACCUCCCAGGCUCAGAAAGAAAAUGUGCCCUCCAAUCGGUCUUCAUCUCAACCAAGUGCAUCUAAAGUUCAAACCCAAGCAGACAGCCAGAAGCGUCGCCAGAAACAAGCCAAUCGCAGGUCCCGAAACCGAAGUAAAGGACAGCUUUUGGUAAAGAACUCAAAGGCUACAACUUUGCAGUUUGAGUCAGACUUUGAUUUUGAAACUGCAAAUGCUCAGUUUAAGAAUGAUCUCACUAAAGAGGUUGAAGUUGAGAAGGUGGAAUCAGGAGAGUCUGAAAGCUGCCCAACUACUCAAGAAAAGGAAAGUUUGAGAGAUAAAUACUAUGACAAGACAAAGUGCUUCUUUGACAAUAUCUCCUCAGAUCUCAAGCCCAGGAGAACUACUUGGGCUGAGGAGAAGAAGCUGAACAUUGAAACGUUUGGUGUGCCUGGGCGCUUCUUAAGGGGGAGAGGCUUUCGAGGCAGAGGACGCAGAGGCCAGAGCAACACUGAGCAGAGGCCCCUCCCAAAAGUUGGUAGUGGGAGGGUGUAAUUUUUCUUUUGUAAAUAACUAAAUUCUAGUUUUCUACUUAUUAAAUAAGUGCUUCCUUUUUUCCAUUGACAUGCUAAAUUAAAUAUGCUGUUUUCUUUGUAUAUUGUGCUUGUAAAUGUGUAAUGGGGGGAAACAUUUUCUUUACAACUGCAUCUGUCCACUAGAAGUGGAUUAGUAGUUGGUUAGAGGCAUGCUUUGAGGUUUUAUCCUUAACCAGCAUGCUUGUUUUUGUUUAUUUGUCUACUGACUCAUUUUCUCCUAUAUUGUAAAGAUGACUAGAUAGAGCAUCUUUGUCUUGUAUGAAAUGUGGAGUGUUUUGAUUUCAACAUGUAAAUUCUGUCUCAAAGGUGCCAAUUAAAUUGCCUCAAACUACAA